AUAGAAGUACCACUACGAAGUUCAACUAGAUAAUAAGAUAUCGAAUCACUGGGCUAGAGAUCAUUGUUCAUCAAUUUUUAUACUCAAAAUGUUUUACAGUCACAUUUAUUUAAAAAGAAACGGAAGAUUUGGUUUAAUAUGGUUAGCAGCAACUCAGACUCGAGUGCUUACAAAAAGAGAACUACAUGUUGUUAACAUAUCAGCCACAUGCUCUGAUAUACUUGAGCAUAUCACUGGCUAUAGUUCAAAAGAAACGUACAAACGCCCAAAACGAUUUUCCCUCUAUCUGUCAUCACAGCUUAUGUACGGAUCUGUUAUAGUUCUCAACAAACAAUGGGAAUUUCUUCUAGCUGAAGUUUCAGCUUUGUUGCGCAGAGUUCAUCCAGAAAAUGUCACAGGAGAAAUUGAUCUUGUUGUAUCCAGUAAACAUGACAUAUCUACCUUGGAAUCCUGUGUUCCUCUGAGUAUUAAAGAUAAGCAUUAUGAUCCCUUUUUUGGUGUCAACAAAGAAUCUACUGUAGAUGUUGAUAGACUUCUGGAAUCAUGGGAUAGAAAUUUUACUAAACAUAUGGAUAUGCAGCUUUUGGACUUUCCAAAACUUAUUAAACCAGAACUUGGCAGCCCUCACUCAGUGUCUGAUCCACUAGAAAUUCAAAUCAGUGACAAACAUAUUCAAGAUCUCAGCCCUAUGUUGCCAGGAGAGCAAGACCUUCCAGCACUAGAUUAUGAGAACCUGCUAUUACUGCAGCACUCUAGUGAGGAGAUAUUUUUAUCUUCAGAUGAAAGUCCAGGGACAGUAGUGCGUUCCCCUGCCGCUUGUUUUACUGGAACUAGCCCUAUGAUAGAGCGGCACAGGUCUACCAAUGAGUUAACACCAUCAGUUAAGGCAGGAGGAGAGCUUCCUGAAACACCACAGAAAAAAAAAAAGCGUCACCAUUCACCAGACAGAAAGAAAGGACCAAAAGGAGGUGAUGCUGAUACUAGUUUGCCAUGGCAGGAAGAAUUAGUCAUGAGACCAACAUCUGAAGGUGCCGGUAACAUGCUUGAUAGUACGAUUCUAGAUGUGACAGAAGCUGUUUCUCCGAUUGCUCGUUUAACUCAUGACUGGUUACAGAAGGAACUGCCCAUUCUUCAGUUGACUCCCCUGUUACCCAGACCCAGCCCAGCCAGAAAACGGAAGCCUAGCAAAGUAAUUCUUGAUUCAAAAAUUCAACUUCAACGUUCGGAAAUGAAAAAUAACAUGCUGACUGCAUCAGAUACAACUAUACCAUUGACUUAUUCAGAGCCUCCAGAGAAAGAAUACAUGAAAAAUAUUGGCAGUUUAAUAUUUGACAAUCCUUUGGUACUUCCACUUUGGACAAAAGGCUGCAAAUUUGGUAUAUUAACUUAUGAAACUGAAUCAGAAUCUUCCUCCUUUACCAGUCCAAUACCUAGAGCAACUGGUACGAAAAGAAAAUUAAGCCCUAACGAUUCACCUGAGGAAGUAGUUGCAAAGAGAAAAAGUUCUACAAUUUUUCAUUUGACAAGUUCAUCCAUUGAACAUCAGAGGGCAGCAACAUCAACUUCAUUAGCUGGAGAAGACAGAAGUCACUCAAUUGUAGCGCUGUCUGGUGAUGAGUCUUUGACAACAAGUGCAAGAAAAAGUAAAUCUCCACUAAGAGACCAGGCAUUCUCCUCUAUAGCUGAACAAGGAUUUGUAACUCUACCAAGUCUGCAAGAAGAACAUGAAGCUUUACUUUCCCCACCAGCUCUCCCGCCAGAAGAUAUAACUGUUGAAGAACUCCCUAGAGCCAGCUUACGAAUCAGUCCCUCUGCAGAAUUCAUGAAAUGGUACAAAACAAAUGAAGACAAAUCCAAAGCUCCAGUAACAUUUAAGAAACUAUACCCACCAACAUCAACCUCCAGAUUGUUGGCUGCUAAAAUGUUUAUGGAAUUGCUCAUUCAUGCUGCCUUAAUGAAAGUCAAAGUAUUCCAAGAAAUUCCCUAUGGAGACAUCUUCAUCACGGAGGUGAAAAAUGUAGGAUGACCUUGAGAACUGCAAACAACAAAACCUAUAUGCUCCCUGGUUUUAGCAUCAGACUGAGAUAAGAGACUCGUGCCAAUUAAAUAUAUGCAAAGGAUUUCGACACUUUUUAUUUAAUCUAUAGUGUUUAGUUUUCAUGUUCUAUUGUCUGGCCCUUGAUAGUUUAUGACUUUUGUGGGUUGACAUUUACUGAGUUAUUGCUCUUUGUUAAUGUUUUUACACUUUUGUUGGAAAAAAAAACAGUUUAAAAUGUUUUUUCUAGUUGCUCUUUUGUUUUUCUACAUGUUUCUAAUGCCAAUGAAACAAUGUCUGUAAAUAUAUCUGCAUCAUAUUGUUUUAAUCUUAGUGUUAUUCUAAUGUACUUUAACUCCUUAAAUUAUCUCCAUCUCAUAUCUAUAAACUUAAAUUCCUUUUAGUUGACUCCAGCGCUGCAACAGUGACACAAUUACAUUAUGAAUUACAUUUCAUACAGGUUAUUAUUCUGUUAUGUUCUAAAAUACAGACUGAGCUCUCUACACAUGUAUUCUAACAAAACUGGUUUACUAGUUGUACAUAUGUACCUAUUACAAUAUUGGAAAAAUUGUUAUAUGUACAUGUGUACAUAAAAUAGAUUAAAAAUCAAUCAUGCAGAUUACAUAAUUAUUUAGUUUGAUUUAUGAAAUUUCACACUUCAUUUAUUCAAAACAUGUAAAAAAAAAAAAAAAAAAAAAACCUCAUAUUCCUAAAUUUCCAUUUUACAUGUAAAUUAAAUACAUUUUGAAGAAAAUUGUACAAACAUUUUUAUUGUUGAAUUUAUUUUGUGAAGUAUUACAUUUGUAUUCUAAUUUCAAAGAAAUUUUUAUGCUGUCUUUGCUUGUUUUGCACUUAUAAUGUAAAUUCAAGUUAUUGUAAAAAAAAAUAUUAUUUUGCUAAAUUGUAAAAAAAAAAUAUUAUUUUGCUAAAUUGUAAAAAAAAAAUUAUUUUGCUAAAUUGUAAAAAAAAAAGUGUGUGUGUGUAAAUGUCUUCAUGCAGUAGCUUGAAUGAAAUAUACUUGUUAUGUAUCUUUAAAAUUAUCUCUGGAAUAUUUGAGGCGUAGAGCUAACAACUUGUCAGGCAAAAAGGAUAAAUUGUUUUAAAACUUAGCUCUGGUGUGCUCUGCAACACAGAAUCAUGUGAUCAUUUUAACCUAGGAUCUCUUGAAUAUUGAUGUAAGAUAACAAUCCCUCCUACCAUAAAUAAUUUUUACUAUUUAGGAACCUAUUUUAUAUGUAUUAAUAUUCUGUUGGUGCCAUAUUUUUUAUCAUUUAUACUUUUAUAAUGUUUAUCAUUAAAAAACAUUUUUUAUUUGUUUUUUUUGUGAAACUAUUUUUGUUAAUGACUUAUUUUUAUAAAGUUUAAGUCUCUUUCGUUUUAUAAAAAAAAAAUUCAUUUUUUUGGUAAUGUUUAUAAAAAUGUUGAAUAAAAAGAACGUUAACAUCUCUAUGUUUGUAAUCUCUGAUGUUACUGCGUACAUUUUACACAUCACUAAAUGAUGACCACACUCAACUUUUGUGCUUCAAUUUAUAAAAGCUAAGAAAAUUAUUAAUGCAAUGAGACAGUUUUUAGUAAUGUAUUUAGUUGUCAAUUAAACUGAUGAAGUUUUUGUUUCUUUUUCUUGGCAUGCUGUUGGGCCACCAGUGUUGACUCUUGGGGACAUUUAUUCUGCCUUAUUUUGUGGCUUUUUUCUUAACAAGUGGAAAGAUUCCUUCAACAAACACUUCUUUCUUUACUUCAUUCUGAUCUGUCAAUUGUUCUCUUAACCUGAAGACGUUUUUAAAUGACAGACUCUUUGAUGUACAUUUGUGUCUUCAUUACUUUCUUCCUUCAUUCAUUUCACUUCUUGGAGGGAUGUUGUAAGACUACAGGUAAAUGACCCUAAAAAAUCUGGGCUUUUAAAUUGGGAAGU
Biomphalaria glabrata is the source of this 3947-nucleotide messenger RNA. RefSeq names its product meiotic recombination protein REC8 homolog. NCBI's taxonomy places the organism in Eukaryota, Metazoa, Mollusca, Gastropoda, Planorbidae. Bases 89 to 2026 code for a protein of 645 amino acids. The record is from RefSeq and is a predicted model, not a curated record. Gene Ontology annotation, biological process: synaptonemal complex assembly; mitotic sister chromatid cohesion; replication-born double-strand break repair via sister chromatid exchange. Gene Ontology annotation, cellular component: cohesin complex; synaptonemal complex. Gene Ontology annotation, molecular function: chromatin binding; protein binding. The transcript is spliced from 19 exons.